Molecule: messenger RNA, 1017 nt
Organism: Letharia columbiana
Lineage: Eukaryota; Fungi; Ascomycota; Lecanoromycetes; Lecanorales; Parmeliaceae
Exons: 1
Coding region: 1-1017 (338 amino acids)
Cellular component (GO): cytoplasm; nucleus
Molecular function (GO): RNA polymerase core enzyme binding; RNA polymerase II CTD heptapeptide repeat phosphatase activity
Source: RefSeq, a predicted model, not a curated record
AUGGACGCCGCUAUAUCAAUUCAUGCAGUCCACGAACCGCCGACAAAUUCACCAUUACAACUUUCAAUGGUAAGAACCAGAGACCUCACAGAGUCUCCGGACCCAGUAGCUAGAGAGAUCAUGCCUCACUCCAUCCUUAAAAAGGCCUUGUCUUCGAUCCCAAACACGUCUCCUUCACCAGCUCGAUCUCGAGAGAAUCGCAACCAAGAAACAGCCCUUUACCACGCCCAAAUUCUACAGCAACGCAAAGAUGUUGAGGCUCUGAUCCUGGCUUCUACUGAAGCUUUGCUUGAACUACCCUCCUCAUCUGCCGCAGACCCAGCUCUACCGGGUCUACAAGACAUUAAACUUGUGAAGAACUCCCUGAAGCCUUUCCAACCAUCAGAUUAUGAUUCACUAAUCGAAGAGCGGAAUAUUAACAAGCAAUGCGGCUACUUACUCUGUCCUAGGCCCAACAGGCAGGAAGACACGAAGGCGAAGUAUAGAAUCCUACACGGCAAAGGAAGAGGCUCGGAUAGACUCAAAUUCGUCGAACGACAUACACUUGAACGCUGGUGCUCAGAUGAUUGCGGGAAGAGAGCGCUUUAUGUCAAGGUGCAACUCAAUGAGGAGCCUGCAUGGACGAGAGCUGGGUCCUCCGGCGGGGACAUACUGCUUCUGGAGGACGAACGAAAUAAUCAAAAACAGCUUGACGAUGACUCCAACCUGAUUGAGAAAUUGAGAUCUCUAGAUAUGGGCCUGGAGGAAGAUGAAGUCAUGGUCAGGAUGAAAGCGCUUGCGAUUGAGAGGGGCGAUGGAAAAGCCCCCAGCAGGUCGUUCGGACUGGCAGAGAUAGGCGUCCGUGAGAACAGAAAUAUCAAUGGCAAAGCAUCUGUUCCGGAUCCUUCUGUAAAAGAGCGUAAUUCCGACGGCGGCUCUGACUCGAUCGAGGGCUAUACGCCAAAGAGUUCGAGGAAGAAAACGAGGGAGCCAGAAUCCGAUGAUGACGAAGACGAAGAUAUGAUGCCAACCAUUUGA